This is a messenger RNA of Nelumbo nucifera (sacred lotus), 1782 nucleotides long. Lineage: Eukaryota; Viridiplantae; Streptophyta; Magnoliopsida; Proteales; Nelumbonaceae. The record is from RefSeq and is a predicted model, not a curated record.
UCUAGCCAUUUUAAAUGUAUUCAAAAUUUUAUGAGUUAAUUAUAAAAAUCUUCCCUGGAUUUUCUGACAAUCCCUUGAACUUCCCCUGUGUUUUGACCCUAACAAAAACCUCCCCUAAUGUUUAAAAAAAUGGCAUAAUACCCCCUUCUGUUAGUUUUCCACACAAAAAUGCUGAUGUAAUGCAUUAUUUUUUUUAAAUGUCAAAUUUACCCUUGAUCAGCUUCUUUGCCACUCUGCAAUCAGCUCCACUAUCUUCACUUUGUCUGGCACUCUGACCACCCUUGGGUGUAACACCCUCUACAAUUUUAUUUUAUUUUAUUUUUUGAUAACUGUACACCCUCUACAAUUUUCUCCCAUCAAUCAUGGGUGCCACAUAGUGCACCACACUCGCUGAUUCUCCUUCCUCAUCCUUGCAUUGCCCUAAAAGAUGAUAAUAAAUAAGCUUGUCAUGGUUCAUGGUGAUUCUGGAGGACAUGAAUUGAAGGUUAGUACAAGGAGGACAUGAAAAUAGAUAAGAUCAAAUGCUUUUGGAGCUGUGGUUGUCAUCACAAGGAUUGGUGGUGAUGACGUGAGUGUGUUUCCUUGAAGAGCCUUUGCACAGCUUAACUAGGUAUUAAAAAGGCUGUACUAGGCCAAACAGAGGUGAAAAAGCUAGUAAAGGAUGGUGGACAGGGAAGAGGGAGAGGAGGAGUUGCCAAGGGAUGCGAAGAUUGUAAAGUCACUCCUGAAAUCAAUGGGUGUUAAGGAUUAUGAGCCCUGUGUUAUCCACCAGUUCCUGGAGCUAUGGUAUCGUUAUGUGGUUGAUGUUUUAACAGAUGCACAGUUAUACUCGGAGCAUGCUGGAAAGUCUGCAAUUGACUGUGAUGAUAUCAAGCUAGCCAUCCAGACAAAAGUCAACUUCAGCUUCUCACAACCCCCGCCUCGGGAGGUCCUACUUGAAUUGGCUAGGAACAGGAACAAAAUCCCACUACCGAAAUCAAUUUCAGGUCCUGGGAUUCCACUCCCACCAGAGCAGGACACAUUGAUCAGCCCCAACUAUCAACUUGCGAUCCCAAAGAAGCAAACUGCCCAAGCAGCAGAAGAAACAGAAGAAGAAGAAGAAGGGACCAAUCCAAAUCCUCCUCAAGAACAAAAGACAGACCUACAGCAACAAACUCCCCAAAGGGUAUCAUUUCCUCUAGCUAAAUGUCCAAGAUGACUUUGCAGUUUGCAUUGUAUAUAUUAAGAUCUGCUCGCUAGUCCAGUUGCUAUUCGACUGAUGAAUUAGUUGUCAAAAUCAGUUACUGGAAAAAAUGAUGCGAAUUAUAUAUAGCCUGGGAGGAUAACAUAUGCUUCAACUCCAACACCAAGUCGAGUCACUCUUAUCGUGGACGCCUUGUAAAAGUAGGUGCUUUUGCUUUUUCACGGACAUCCCUCCAGCCUGUCUGCCCCUCUCUCCCCAGUGCGCAGUCAGCCAUAUCCUUGCUUCAUUGGCCAUUUAUUUAUUUUUCCAAAAACAGUAUCCUCAGCAAGCUGUACUGAUGUAAAUGUUCUGAAAGCCCUGCCCACUAUACACUGCAGCCGCACAUCUCGCAAUUCUCCCUGAUGACCUGUAAAGUGGUGAGUUAUUGACCUGUUGUGUUGACGAGUUCACGUCUAUUUUUGGGGCUGUCAAAUAAAAUGUCGGAUUGAAGCAAGGUUGAUGCUCCCAAUUUGUCAAACAUGAGAUCAUUUCAUCCAUGGUGAUGGUGGUUCCUAAUUGUUUUGUUUAAAUAGAUACUUUAUUCAUCCUACCUUUGGCAA